GUUAGCAGAGCUGCCAUGGAAGCCAACACUUCCCUCUGGCACAGCUACCUCGGGGUGAUCGUGUCCCGCGAGAGGCAGCGGGUGGAGCAUUUCCAGCGGGCCGAGGACAUCCUGCUCACCCUGCUGGAGAGUGUCCAUGCCAGGGAUCCCCGCUUCCUCGUGGACUACGCCAGGAAUCUGGAAGCCUUCGAGUUUGCUCUCUGUGCUUCUGAGGACGCUGUCACUCUUGAGGUGCCCCUGCGCAUUGACGGCGAUACCCUGCGUGUGCUGGCAUGCCAGAGCAGGGACACCUGGGGCGGGCAUCCUUCAGAGCUGAACACCUGCUGUCUGGAAGUGUGCUCUCCAGGGACUGAUUUGGAGGACUGGACUGGUGGUGUGGAUGUGAUGGAGCACGGAGGUGGUGCGAGGUGCCUGCUUCCAGGCAAAAUCCUCCAGCACCUGAAAGAGCUCCUUGUUUCAGCCAUCGUGCGCUGCCAACGCCUCUUCCUGCUUCAGCCAGGUGACAUCAGUGCUGAAAAUCUGCGGGAAGAUGCCAUGGAGCUCUCCCUGCUGAUCCGUGGCAGCUGGAAGACCAUUCGCUUUGACAUUGUUCCUGUGGUGAGGAGGCAGCAGGAGCCGCUGCAGCUCCAGAGGCUGCAGAGCGACAGGGGCUUCCCUGAAGGCAGCCUCAGGAGGGCCACAGAAGAGGCUCACUUUGUCCCUGCCUCUCCCCACUGCUGGAGAUCCUCCACUCACCUUCCCAUCCUGAAGCUGCUCCGAGGAGUGGACACCCUGCAGGGACCCCGUCUGGACAGCCUUCGCCUGCUCGACCAGCUCCGUGACCAGGACUGGGGAGGGCAGAGGGGGAGAGGCACUCUCACUUUCAACCACCUGAAGAUGGUGUUGCUGUGGAGCACAGAGCUCUUCCCCUCCCCGGAGGACUGGCAGGACCUGGAAGGCUCUGUCUACAGGCUCUUGGUGGUCCUUCUCCGCUGCCUGGCCACCCAGCACCUGCCCCACUUCCUGAACCCAGAGGAAAACCUCUUCCAAGGAGCUGCCCCAGACCUUGCCUCCCUCUACCAUAAAGUGGAGAGCUUUGCCUGGGACCCCCAACGCUUCCUCCGCUUCCACUUUGGCCUCCAUGGGUUCAGUGGCAGCUGCCAGGCAGACACAGAAACUCGAGCCCUCCUGCAGCUCCCCACCAAGGAUGGGUCCUGCUGGGACACAGCCUACUUUGACAUCCUGCUCAGCCAGUUUCAGGUGUACCGGAUCCAGGACAGCGCACGUCGCUCAGCAGCGUCCCAGCUCCUCUCCAGGAUCCGUCAAGAAAUCCCUCAGCAGAGCUGAGUGGGACCCUGCUGCUGACCCAUUGGGGUGUCUCGAAACUCUGGGGGGGUGCAAGGAGAGCUACAGGGCCAGGGAGCAGCGUCCUGCUGUGUCAUUUUAUUGAGGAAAGGUGGUACAGGGGAGAGAGCACAUCUGCUGCAGCUGGGGGGGCAUACACAGCCUCUUGGCUGCCCUGGUGGACCUGGGCAUGGGGUGCUCCACGGUACAGAAUCUGGAGGGGGAUGGCUGGCAUUCUGCUCUGCAAGGUGGGGAAGGCCAAGGUUGUUGGUGAUGGGAGGGGAAGGGACCUAUGGUCAGAGCCUGCAUCCAACCCUCUGUCAGCUUGCUGAGGGUCACCAUGCCCUGGGGCCAGGGGAAGGGAAAGAACUGAGGGGCCAGGCCAUUGUGGGGGGUGGUGGGAGAAGUGGCUUUGAGCCACGUCUCACAUCUGCUGAGCACAGCCCUCUCCUCCAUGUCCCCUGCUAUCCCAGCUUCUUUCCACUGUGCCUUGGCUUGCUGGAUGUCGCUGUGGCUCCUGCCAGCAUCCCAGGGAGGCAGUGGAGUCCCUCUGCUGCCAGCUGCCUGCAGCCAGGCAUGCAAGGCAGUGCCAGGCCACCUCCCCCAGCCUCCCCCCACCAGGGGUGCUCACAGCCGGCUGCGGUGGCAGCGCUUAAGGGCAUCUUGCAGGGCUCCAAGCACUCGCUCCACGUUGCCACUGGUUGAGUUGCAGCCCAUGAGGCCGAUGCGCAGGACCUGGGAGGAGAAGGGUGAGUGUCUGUGCCUCAGCAGCCCGUGCGAGGGAGUGGGGGACACACAGCCAGGUGUGAGUGGUUGUGCGCAGCUCCCUUGCUGGUAUUUAGCACAUCGUUCCCUAUAAAGAGGUGUCACCCCGCUAAUUACGUGCGUGGUUAUUCAAUUAGGAGGUGAUUGUGUGUGGUUAUGCUGCUAUGCGUUGCUCCGGGCAAUGGGACAGAGCCAGCGACACACGCUGUGGCAGCCCGAGAGUGGCAGUGAAUGCGGGGCUCUGUGCCCAGCCAUGGGCAGCAGGACGGGAGGACUCU
Molecule: messenger RNA, 2366 nt
Organism: Vidua chalybeata
Lineage: Eukaryota; Metazoa; Chordata; Aves; Passeriformes; Viduidae
Gene: MAB21L4
Product: mab-21 like 4
Exons: 5
Coding region: 16-1326 (436 amino acids)
Source: RefSeq, a predicted model, not a curated record